Messenger RNA from Hipposideros armiger (great roundleaf bat), 5283 nucleotides. It is a transcript of the gene OPRD1, whose product is annotated as opioid receptor delta 1. Lineage: Eukaryota; Metazoa; Chordata; Mammalia; Chiroptera; Hipposideridae. The record is from RefSeq and is a predicted model, not a curated record. Gene Ontology annotation, molecular function: G protein-coupled enkephalin receptor activity; neuropeptide binding. Gene Ontology annotation, biological process: G protein-coupled opioid receptor signaling pathway; neuropeptide signaling pathway. Bases 200 to 1318 code for a protein of 372 amino acids. The transcript is spliced from 3 exons. Gene Ontology annotation, cellular component: plasma membrane; neuron projection.
GCGGGCGGGUGGGCGCCGGGGACAGGGCCGGUGUGGGCGGUGAGGCGGGCGAAAGAGGUGCGGAGGCAGCGGAGCGGUUGGGGCGCUGCAGCUAGUGGCGUCCAGGCGGCGGCCUCGACCCUUGGUGCGCCCCUCGUCCCAGGUCUCUGCGCCCAGGGCGCACGGUGGGGAAGGACACGGCGCCCGCCGUCCAGCCGCCAUGGAGCCGGCCCCCUCCACCGACUCCGAGCUGCAGCCCCCACUCCUCGCUACCGCUUCGGACGCCUUCCCCAGCGCCUUCCCCAGCGCCAGCGCCAAUGCGUCGGGGCCGCCAGGCGCCCGCAGCGCCUCGUCCCUCGCCCUGGCCAUCGCCAUCACCACGCUCUACUCGGCCGUGUGCGCGGUGGGACUGCUCGGCAACAUGCUCGUCAUGUUUGGCAUCGUCCGGUACACUAAGAUGAAGACAGCCACCAACAUCUACAUCUUCAACCUGGCCUUGGCAGAUGCCCUGGCCACCAGCACGCUGCCCUUCCAGAGCGCCAAGUACCUGAUGGAGACGUGGCCCUUUGGGGAACUGCUCUGCAAGGCUGUGCUUUCCAUUGACUACUACAAUAUGUUCACCAGCAUCUUCACACUCACCAUGAUGAGUGUGGACCGCUAUAUUGCCGUCUGCCACCCGGUCAAGGCCCUGGACUUCCGCACGCCUGCCAAGGCCAAGCUGAUCAACAUUUGCAUCUGGGUCCUGGCCUCGGGUGUUGGCGUGCCCAUCAUGAUCAUGGCUGUGACUCGUACCAGGGAUGGGGCAGUGGUGUGCACGCUCCAGUUCCCUAGCCCCAGCUGGUACUGGGACACGGUGACCAAGAUCUGCGUGUUCCUCUUCGCCUUCGUCGUGCCCAUUCUCAUCAUCACCGUGUGCUACGGGCUCAUGCUUCUGCGCCUGCGCAGUGUGCGCCUGCUGUCAGGCUCCAAGGAGAAGGACCGCAGUUUGCGGCGCAUCACGCGCAUGGUGCUAGUGGUGGUGGGCGCCUUCGUGGUGUGCUGGGCACCCAUCCACAUCUUCGUCAUCGUCUGGACCCUGGUGGACAUCGACCGCCGCGACCCUCUCGUGGUAGCCGCGCUGCACCUGUGCAUCGCCCUCGGCUAUGCCAACAGCAGCCUCAACCCCGUGCUCUACGCCUUCCUCGAUGAGAACUUCAAACGCUGCUUCCGCCAGCUCUGCCGCUCGCCCUGCGGCCGCCCGGAGCCCAGUGGCUUCAGCCGCGCCCGCGAAGCCACGGCCCGCGAACGGGUUACCGCCUGCACCCCUACCGACGGCCCCGGCAGUGGCGCCGCCGCCUGACCAGGACCGACCGGCCCGCCGCACACCCCUCCGGAGUGACCUGGUGGUCACACCAAGUUCUAAUGGGGGCGGGGGCCACCACGCGGAAGGGAGCCGGCGGAGGCCGUUUUGGAGAAGGGGGCUGGGCUUGAGACGAGGCAGGGGCAGAGACAUGGGUCCCCUGAAGUGGGUGGACCGCUGGUCUGGGGCGGGGCAGAGGGCAGGACAGUGGGGCGGUGCCUCUGGGCUGAGUGCGUGGUCAAGGGCUCUGGGCUGUGGGGCGGGAGGAGGAGGAGCUAGCGACUCCAGAGGGUGGGACCUGUGGCUCUAGCGCUGGGCAGGUAAGCAGGGUCUCUACAGUGGGGCAGGACCACAACCUUGGCACAGCCUCGAGUUCUAACCCUGAGCCGAGCUUGCGGGAGGGGGGAUCCUGCUGGAGACCUGAAGACCUCGGGCCCAGGUCUCAAGAGGGGCGGUGGUUUGAGAAUGGAGCCGCAAGACUGGGCCAGGCCUCUGUGUGGUGAGGAGGGGCGUCUUUUGGAGUGAGCCGGAAGGACAGGACAGUGAGCCGUGGCUACUGCUCAAGAUUGGGCCGCAGAGAUAGGGCCUCUGUGCAGGAGAUAGGGGCCUCAAUUUUGGGGUAGAGUCCCAGCCCCAAGUUCUAGCAAGAGGCGGGGCUUGCUGCGAGCCUCAGCUUGACAUCUUUAUAAAUAAAGAGAAAUUAAAAUAGAGAGGGAGAGAGAAAUAUAUACCUUCUCUCUCCUUGACAGUCAUUUCCUUGGAAUGGGCAGACGUGCCUCAGCAUCGAAGUAGGGUCCCCAGCACUGCGUCCCACUGGGGGUUGGGACACGACAACGGAGCAGGGCCAGUAGCUCCCGAGUAGGGUAGUGGGACAGGGCCUUAGCUUGGGUAGGGUCUCCAGCCCCCAGCUCUAUCUGGCCACAGAAGGAAUGUGGAGGUCUUGCGGCUUCCGUUACAAAAAACAGAGCUGCAGGUCAGCCUCUGUACCAAAGGUGGUGGGCGGUGGGCGGAGGUGGGAAGUGGGAGGUGGUUCUGCUUUGAGGUUAAGUCUUGGAGCCAGAGGGCAGAUGCUUUGGGGGGGGGGUCUCUAGAACCCUGGCUUCUCCGGCCCAGGAGCUGGAGGACAGAAGUCCGCAAGUUAGAGCUCUCUGGAGAGUAAGUACACCUGGACCUGGGUGGGGUGUUUGAAAUGCCAGUUCAGUUUCCCUCCUUCCGGUCUCUGGGUCUUUGGCUCCUGAGAAGAGCCUCCUAGAAACCCUCUCUCCCUUCUCCCAAUAUGUGGCUGUGCCCAGUGUGUCCAGUGAGCUGACACUGCCCGCACAGGGACCUGACUCUGAAGGAACUGGAGGGUGUAAGUGGAGGGGAAGCUUUUAUAACUGUAAUGCUAAUGGCAGUGUGUGCUCCCCUGUCUCUUUUCCCCCAGACUCCCAGGUCCCCCUCUGCUCUAGCUGCCCCCUCCAAGCUGCUGACAGGGGAGUUCCACCCAGAGCUAGGCAUAGUUCUCUUUAUUUUAUUCAGGCAUUCUCAGAUCUCUGCUUCCCCCAAUAUCAGGGUCUGUCCUUGUUUCCAGUGCCUCCCCCAUGCCUCAUCUCCCCCACCCCCCACUCUCCCCUUCCUCACAGACACUGCCUCAGUCAUAAAUUCUGAUUCCCUAUUGAAGCAGUGUUCUGACAUCCUUGUAAAAACAAAUUUAAUUUUCUUCCCUUUUUGGGACAGAUAGAAAGAAAUUGACGUCUUUGUCUCAAGCAAAAAGAAAAAAAAAAGAAACAAUAUACCUCUUCUUCCUUUGACAGUCAUUUCCUUGGAACAAAAGCCUUUCCUAUCUGGGAGGCUGUCACUCUGACAGGGGCUGAACUAGCAUUCAGGGAGUUGGGGAAUUAGAAAUCGAAAGGGGCUUUGGACACAUUAGGGGUAGGGAUGCCCUUAGUGGGCAAAGCAUAGUCCAUUUCUCAGGGUGAGGUUCCCGGAAGCCGCAGACCUGGGAAUUUUUUUCCCACAGGAAAGGCCCCACUAGUGCCCUGGAAGGUGUGGGGCAGCGCCCAGCACUCGGAUCCAGCCUACUAAGCUAUCUAGGCCUGAGGUCUCAGCUCACCUUAUCACCUUCGCCAUCCACAUGGAGCCUGUGACCAUCGAGACCUCUGUGUCUGAAUGGGGCGGGUGUCAGCAAGGCAGGAACACUCCUGGACACUCCUUUUCACUUUGGGACCCUUCCUGAGAAUGCCUUGGGAAGAUGUCAGAGGAAGGGGACAAUUUACGAACUGGGGGAGACUUCUGAAGGAGGUGACAUUGGAUCCAGUUCUGUUUAUUCUUGCAAGGAAGAAUAAACCUCUUCAACUUCUCUCAGGACACGCCUGUCUCAAGGCUGCUCCUGGCCUGCUCACUGAUACUUCCUAUGGCUAUGACAGAUCUGGGUCCCUUUUACCAUUUCUCAUAUAUAUAUUUGUCCUGAGCUUAGCAGGGGCUGGGUCCAGACCACGUGCAUUUAAGGUACAGCAAACCAUAUUGAAAUCUACUUCACUCCUGGCUGUGCACGUUGGGCACUGGAAUUUGGAAAUGAGUCAAGUACACCUCUGCCCUCAGAAGGUUUGAGCCUGUGCAGGGAGACGAAGCAUAAACAGAUCACUGCAUCUCAGUGUGAUGCGUGCAGUGACAGGGAGCCCAAGGGAAGGUGUCACAGGAAAGUGCCUUUUCCAGCUUUUUACCAAAACAUUUGUAGCAAUUCUGGAAGAGGUAGAAAGGUAUCAUAAGGCCUUAAAGGAUGACUAGGGGUUGGUCACCCUGAAGAGGGCACAGCAUGUGCAAAAGCAUGAAAAUGUUCAAGUGCUUGGCCAACCUGAGAAGCUGUGUGCAGCUGGAGCAUGGGGCUUAACAGCGUUUCUGAUGCCAACCCCAGGUGGACAUUGGGUGGGGCCUGGGAAAAAUAGUAUUACCCUUAUUUUAGAUGAGAAGUCAGACCCAGAGAGGUAAAGCCAGUCGCCCCUAAGUCACAGAGCUUGUUAGUGGUGGCAGAACUCAGGUCAGUAGAAAGCCAGGGUCCAAGUUUCCAGUGAAUUCCAGGCAUCAUAAAAGUAGAAGGGCCCUUAGAAGCUAGAACCCAGGAUGAGGUUUUUGAAGACUUAAAACCAAAUGGAAAAAUCUGAAGGAAAGGGCAAUUUUCCAUGAACUUUUGUUCCUCCUGGCACUCUCUAACUCUUCACAUUUCAAAAUGUACUGUGCACGAUGCAUUUUAAAACUCCACAUUGACAGUGUAAUUCUAGAUCAUCACAGGGCUCUCAAAGCUGUGGAGUAGGUCUGAUUUCCCCCAAAAUUUCCAUUCCUCUUUCUUCAGGAGGUGGGAGGGAAGUUUUUGCCUCUAGUUUCAAAAUGUCCUACAAUUUCAGUGGUCGAGGCUAGAGUCAGGUCUUGGCUUUCCCUCUCUGUGCCUCAGUUUCCUCCUGUAAUGUAUGUACAAUAAGAAAGAUUAAUAAAAACAAGAUACUUAUUUUGCAACCCGCUUGUUCUAGUUCAGGGUUGCGGGUAGCCAGGGCCUCUCCCUGCAGCUCAGCAUACAAGGCAGGACCCACCCUGGACAGGACACCUUUCCUUCACAGGUCCACUCACACACACGCCCACAUUCACUCAGACUGGGACCAUUUAGACACACCAAUUCACCUCACAUGCAUAUUUUUGGGAUGUGGGAGGAAACCAGAGUCCCUAGGAAAAACCUACAUAGGCAUGGGAGAACGUGCAAACUCCACACAGUGGCCCUGGCCAGGAAUCAAUUGGGCUUUUGUCUCAUCAGUGUUACAAUGAAAUAACAUUGGAUGAAACAUUAUUCGAGGACCUAGGUAAGUCCUUAGCACAUUAGUAAGCUCUUAGCACAUGGUAAGUUGCCUUCAUUACUUAAAAAUGGAGUUGCAGGGCCCGCCGAGUGGCACGUUGGUUAAGAGCUGGCUUGGGACACCAGAGGACCUCGGUUCGGAUCC